UUGUGUUUAUUUUAGGCCUCACUAUCUCAUUCUCAGUUUCUCUCUUCACUUUCUCACACUUCCACUCAAUAAUAGUGUGUUUGUUCUUUCCCAAGUUUCAUCAAUUUUCUUUCUUCUUCACUCUAGCUCUUGGUUUAAUUUCUUCAUUUAAUUAGUAAUUUAUUUUGGUAUAUAAGUAUAUUGUUUUGAGAUGAUGAAAUUGGAGAUGUUGGAGGAGUUUUCGGGGUGUAGCGAUCAGACUACGAUCGUGAAAGGGAAGCGCACCAAGCGGCCGAGGCCGUCGUCCUCCACCUCCUCAAACGGCGGCGCCGCCGAGUUCUGCAAUUCAUUCGCGUCAUCUCCGACCACCUCGAGCGGGAUAUCGGCCAGCACGGAAGAAGACGAGGACAUGGCCAACUGUUUGAUUCUCCUCGCACGUGGGGAUUCCCCUCCGCAACCACAAAAAAUCAAGACCACGGCGGCAGCAGCGGCGGCGGCGGAGGAGAGUAAAUUCAGCAGCCGGAAAUUCGCCGAGAUGGCCACCACCUCGGCCGGAAAAGUGGGCAUCUACGUCUACGAGUGCAAGACUUGCAACAGAACAUUCCCGUCUUUUCAGGCGCUGGGCGGCCACAGGGCCAGCCACAAGAAGCCGAAACCCGCCGCGGAGACUGAUCAGCGGAAGUCUCCGCCGGCGGCGGCGGAUGGUCAAGAAGAGGGAGGAGGAAAGGAGUUGAGAAAACUAACCGCUAUUUCUCCACCACCAGCAACACAAAGUGAUCCAAACAAGCCCAAAAUGCACGAGUGCUCGAUUUGCGGCUCGGAAUUCGGAUCGGGGCAAGCCCUCGGCGGCCACAUGCGGCGGCAUAGGCCGGCGCCGCCGCCGCCUAGUGCUGGCGCAAGGACUCCGGCGAGCGUCGACGAGAAUACGACGUCGCAUGAAGCUGCAGAGAAGGCGAGGAAUUUGUUGGCAUUGGAUCUCAACCUCCCGGCGCCGCUGGAGGAUGAGAAACUGCCGCCGCCGCCGCCGCAUGUAGUCUUCUCCGCCGCCGCGCUAGUGGAUUGCCACUACUAGAUAGGAGGAAAAUUGGGGUUUGACAUUUGAUCAUGUGAAUAAUUAUUUCUUUUACCAACAAUUUUUUUUUACUUAUAAAUUUAUAAGUCCCAUUAUUCA
Molecule: messenger RNA, 1150 nt
Organism: Salvia miltiorrhiza (redroot sage)
Lineage: Eukaryota; Viridiplantae; Streptophyta; Magnoliopsida; Lamiales; Lamiaceae
Product: zinc finger protein ZAT5-like
Exons: 1
Coding region: 191-1051 (286 amino acids)
Source: RefSeq, a predicted model, not a curated record